AGCGUCCACGGUCGUCAGGGCGACCAGGAUGUCCCACGCGAGAAUGUAAAGCUUCAUUCAAUUGCUCCCUCAACGCCUUAAUUUUUUUUUUUUUUUUUUUUUUACUGAAUACUGUGGACUAGUGUGGAGUGUGAACGGACGCGCGCUCCCGACCACGUUCACGCAGUGUGAGUGCGCACAGCGAAGGCGUGGAGUUUGGGAUUUUGAGGAGGGGGGCAACGGAAAGAGAAGAACAGGAAAGGAAAGGGCCUCACAUACACACGUCACUGAAAAUGGGAAACGGCAACGAAACGAUCCUGGGCGAUGUUGAAUUUCCACUGAUAUUUAGUCACCCGUGUUCCCGCGUGUGUCUCUGAGGCUCUCGCACUCCGCGACGCCACUUCCUCUCUGGAGUCGUCGCCGAGUGGUCUCUGCCAGCCUCGCUGCCUCACGGGGCUGUCACUGAGACUCCACAUUUCCUUUCGGACAAACUGCAUUUAGAAAGCUGCAUCUGCACACUGGUAGCCCGUCAGUAGGACAGAAGAAAGGACACUUUCGAAUCGAACCGGAGAGGCUGCAACAUUGUAUUCUCAGCCCGCUCUGCUGCUCCCCUUAGCCGGGUUGCGUGUGUGCCCGCACGCCUAGGCGUGGAGCUCCGCAGAUAGCUGCAGCAUAGCGCGCUCUACCCUCGGCGUCAGGGGGGUUGCGUUAGCCUCAAUUGGGCUUUUAUUCCACCAACUGGUCGCCUACCUAAUGGAAGCCUUAACCCGAUAGUGCCCCCUCCUUUCCUCUAACCCGCGGGUUAGAGGAAAUAGCCGGAUUUGCCACUCAGGCGCUGUCCUCGUCAAGGGGGGGUGCCGGCCGGAUCACCUCCUCACUCCCCGGCAAGACCCCCAUCUAUCCGGCAAGAUCCCCCCCUCUCCCCGACGCCUGGUGCCGCGCCUCACCUGUGUGUGGCUCAGGCAACGAGACCCCAGCCACCGAGCCGCCCGAACAUGGCAGGGAACCUGAAGAAAGGCGGGGGGAUCAUCGGAAUGAUGAAGGACGCUUUUCAGCCACACCAUCACCACCUCCAUUCCCACCAUCAGCCCGGAGCUGUGGACAAAAAGACCGUGGAGAAGUGCUGGAAACUGAUGGAUAAGGUAGUGCGUCUGUGCCAAAAUCCCAAAUUGGCCCUGAAGAAUAGCCCCCCUUACAUCCUGGAUUUGUUGCCAGACACGUAUCAGCACCUGCGCACAAUUUUGUCUCGCUAUGAAGGCAAAAUGGAAACCCUUGGGGAGAACGAGUACUUUCGUGUCUUUAUGGAGAACCUGACUAAGAAGACCAAGCAGACCAUCAGUUUGUUCAAGGAAGGCAAAGAGCGCAUGUAUGAAGAGAACUCUCAACCUAGGAGGAACCUCACUAAGCUAUCACUGAUCUUCAGCCACAUGCUGGCCGAGCUGAAGGCCAUCUUCCCCAAUGGUCUGUUUCAGGGCGACAACUUCCGCAUAACCAAGGCUGAUGCUGCAGAGUUCUGGAGGCGUGCCUUCGGGGACAAGACUAUUGUGCCAUGGAAGGUGUUCCGUCAGUCUCUCCACGAAUUCCAUCCAAUCAGCUCCGGCCUGGAGGCUAUGGCCCUCAAGUCCACCAUCGACCUCACUUGUAAUGACUACAUCUCUGUAUUUGAGUUCGACAUCUUCACCAGACUUUUCCAGCCUUGGUCAUCACUAUUACGGAACUGGAACAGCUUGGCAGUCACCCACCCAGGUUAUAUGGCCUUCCUCACUUAUGACGAGGUCAAAGCACGACUGCAGAAGUUCAUUCACAAACCUGGCAGUUAUAUCUUCCGACUGAGCUGCACCCGUCUGGGCCAGUGGGCAAUCGGCUACGUGACGGCGGAUGGAAACAUUCUCCAGACCAUUCCUCAUAAUAAACCCCUCUUCCAGGCCCUCAUAGAUGGCUUCAGGGAAGGAUUCUAUUUAUUCCCCGAUGGCCGGCCCCAAAACCCAGACUUGACUGGACUGUGUGAGCCUUCACCUCAGGACCACAUUAAAGUCACACAGGAGCAAUAUGAGCUGUACUGUGAGAUGGGCUCCACUUUUCAACUGUGCAAAAUCUGCGCUGAGAACGACAAGGAUGUGAAGAUUGAGCCUUGUGGUCAUCUCAUGUGCACUUCCUGUCUCACUGCGUGGCAGGAAUCUGAGGGUCAAGGCACGGGCUGCCCUUUCUGUCGCUGUGAAAUUAAAGGUACCGAGCAUAUAGUGGUGGAUCCUUUUGACCCCAAGGACAACAGUGGAGGGUCUUGCCGGGGCUUGUUCGGGGCUGAGGGUGCUCCUUCGCCUAGCUAUGAUGACGACGACGAUGACAGACUUGAAGACCCCCACCUAAUGAUGAGCAAACUCGCUUGUACAAAGGUGGAACGCCCCCCAUCACCCUUGUCCAUGACUCCUCAAUCUGCCCUUCCACCUGUGCCACCCAGACUGGACCUGCUUCCCCACAGAACCCCUAACCCACCUGGUGCCUCCAGUCCUGGGGUCACUACUAAGGUAGCAUCCCACCACAAAGAUAAGCCCCUUCCUCUCCCCCCUGCACUUAGGGAUCUCCCCCCUCCACCUCCUCCAGACCGCCCCCACACGUCCGUUUCGAGCUCUGAGGUACGAUUGCAGAGACGACCCUUGCCUUGCACGCCAGGCGAGGCCCCCAGAGAUAAACCGCCCCCAGCACUACCAAACCGUCCGCCCACUGACUGGAACUCACGGCCUGUCCCCAAGGCCCCGACAGCCUCGUCUUCAUCCUCCUCAUCUUCCACGUCCAUUCAAGUCUCUGGCGUGGGUGUGGACCUUCGAGCAGGUGUCAGGGAGCUCUCCAACCGACACUCCCUCCCUUUGGCGUUGCCCUCUGCUCUGGACACGCGUACAGACCCGCAGAGGAACAAUAACUCUCUCAGUUUGGACCAUCAGCUGAACUUUGCCACAGUGGUUGGAAAAGAUUAUGACCACCCCAAAGUCAAACCAUCAUCGUCCGCCAAUGCAAUUUAUGCACUGGCAAACAGACCGUCUUCAGCUCUGAGGUCAGUGACAGGAGAGGAGGCCCGCGACAGCGAGGAGGAGUCAGAGUACAUGAUCCCCUCCUCUCGCCCUGUCCUGCCCCCGAUCCCCACCCAAUCUAUGGGAGAAAGCCCGCCGGUCUCGAGGCCCCCACCAUCUCAGUCUCUAUUUGCUCUUCAGGCGCAAGCUCAAACCAUUACGUUCAACCCACGGUCGACAGUGGUAGAGCUGGAGAACGGCCCUCCAAUGUAUGAGGCCAUGUACAACACCCAUGCCAGGUCACAACAAGCCAAGGAUUCAGAUUAUUCAGAGCUACCUCCUCUGCCCGUAAGUAAUGGCCCCAGGGAACACGCAGCAGAGGAUAGGGAAGACGAGGACAAGGGCUUUGACUUCCCUAAACCACGACUGCCAAUGCCUCCCGUCCGUCGGACCUUCUCGGAGCUUGGAGGGUCAUCCUCAUCCACCUCUUCGUCCUCGUCAAGCACGUCAUCCAUGGCAGCUUGUCCUUCAGAGCCCAUAGAAGCUCCAGAGAGACCUCCUAAGCCGCUUCCUAGACGCAUCAACUCAGAACGCCGAGCUAGCCCUGUACCACCAGUUCCCGGCCCUCCUAGUUGCGGGGAGACGGGAGGAGACAUCAACCCUCAGAUAAGCAGCGAGAUUGAGCAUCUCAUGAGUCAGGGCUACUCAUACCAGGACAUCCAGAAAGCACUGAUGAUUGCACAGAACAAUAUUGAGAUGGCUAAGAACAUCCUACGAGAGUUUGUCUCCAUUCCCUCCGCUGCGCACAUUCUCACAUAGCGCACUUUGCCAUCUCACCCUAGCUCGGCUUGAUAUUUUUUGUUCAAGGUCAGCACGGCUCCUCGCCUGCAGCGAGACCCUCUCCGGUGCUCAGGGAUGCCCGCGUCCCUCUCCGGCCCAUUUUUGAACUAGCCAGCGCUGACGGAAUCUCUUUCAGCAGCCUUCUCAAACUGCGACAGAAGCAUCUCGCCCAAUUCGGCACCCGUGACAGUGGAAAAUGGGACGCGCUCCGGAAGCCUCUCGCUGAAAAUGUAACCAAGACCUCACAAAUAAAAUGUAUGUCUAUAUGAAAGUUUAAUAUAUGCUUAAAUGUAUAUUAAAUUUGUGUAAUAUAUACAAGUCAGUAUGUGAAAUGAUGUGCGCUUCAAGGGUCGCUGUUGGUACAAGCACCACUCGAGUGCAUGUUUUUGAAACCCGAUUGACAUGACAACGACUCAGAUGCCACCGUUGUGUGUGGGGGUGUGUGUGAAUUUGGGUUUAAAGCAGUAAGUCCAAAAUGUUCAUCCCUUUGCCAAAUUUAGAUUAAAAUCCUGAAAUGGAAAUCACAAAAGAAAGUUACAAAUGUGCUUUUUUUUACCCCCCCCGACAAAUAAUUUAAAUGGAAAAUCUUUAGCCAGCUGUCUUAAAUGAAAAACAUUUGUUUUUUUUUUUAGAUCCCUUACACAGUUUACCCACAAACUCACAUAAAACAAAAUGAUUUGAUAUUGUUACAUUUUUUAUGAUAGAAAAAAAAGAUGGCUCUUAAGUGAUUUGUGAACUUUCAUCUUCAAGUACCAGUAUAAUUGCAAAAAUUAGUGUAGUGAAAAAAAAAUAUGGAUUUUCUUAAAUAUAUGUAAGUCACUGUUCGGUUGUGCAUUUUCUAACAGCUAAAUUAUGUGUCAAACUAAAUAUUACAACAACAAAAAAUGACAAAAAUUUAAGACCCUAAAAAAAAAAUUUGACAGCGGAACACAUCAAACCUGACGGUUAAACACAUGAGAUUUUACAUAAAUGAUAAUAUAGCUGCAAUAUAUUAUAUCAGGAUCUUUUUGGGGGGCAUGUUUUGCUGUAUGUCUUAACAGAGCCCUUUUGAAGUCCUUUGCCAGUGUCUUGUCAUUUCCAGCAAAAAAUUAGCUUUAAUAUUGGAUUUUUAGGAUCAGAGCUUCACUGUUUUUUUUUUUUUUUUUUUUUUUUUUUUUUUUUUUUAAUGCCACAGGGCUCAAAGACGUCCAAUCAAUUUUAACUGGAAGGGCCACCAGUGAAUGAAUGAGCACUGCCAGCCACCCCAGUCAAAAUCAAUGGAUCAUCUAGCGCCAUCACUGGCAGCUAACAUGGAUUUAGUUUUCUCCCCUCUCAGCCACCCAAAUACAGUACCAGCUGAUAUGGGUUGCAUUUAAGGACUGUCAUGUGUGUGCGUUUGACUGAAAUGAAUGUGAACGUUAUAACAUUGAGCAGUGCCAGACUGGCUCAUGCUCUGCAAUUCGAGGCGGCUGAUUUUUUUUUUUUUUUUUGGUCAGACAUAGUCUGACUGGUUCAGGUUUCAUUUACAAUUACAAAAAAUAUUGUCAUCGAUUUCCUUUUAGUAAUAUUGUAAUAAGAUCCUAAAUGUUGUAAUUCAGAAGUGAUUCACUGCUGCUACUAUUAUUAUAAUGUUCAACAGUUAAGCCUUAAGUGUACAUUUGUGAAUAUUGAUUAACAUGGUCGUCCUUUAAAGUGACAGUAUCGUGUUCCUGUGGUCGCUAAUGUAGCAUACUUGAACGUAAAAGCAGCUUGAGAGCUGUCAACUCUGCAGUGUUUAAACUUUUUUUGUAUAUAUACAGUAAAUAUGUUUUGUUUGGGGUUUUUUUUCCCAUCAGGUUGCCAUAGCAACAGCAAAGAGAUGCCCAGCCCCCCGAGUUAAACCCAAUAGAAAGGGAAUCGAUGAGGAUUUCAAAGUAGGCUCCUUGUUAGCCAAUUCUCGGAAAUUACUCAGGAAUAAUGUUUUAAGACGCGGUAUGUCGGAAUUAAUGAAGUCACUUGUAGCCUUUUUACAUGUUUCUUUCAGUCCUAACUUGCACAGUAUUUCCAAGGUAAGCAGACCUCUAUUGACAGAAGUUUUCAGGUACUCUGAAAUGAUACACACAAAGGAGCUUCGCGGUACAUAGAUUCAACACUCAUACUGAAGAAUGCGUGUGAAGCUUGUACAAUAGCGGAGAAGCUUAUUCUGCUUUUAAACUGUCUGGCCAAUCCUCAUUUCUGCUUUUGUGUUCCUAGUUGCCUUGACAAACUUCUUGAAUGCUGAGAAUUGGAGCCCUCGUUGCUGUAACGGUAGUUCCGGGGCAGCGUGUCAUUUUUGUGUUUCUGACUUACUCGCACAUUAUACCAAAUCGUGCUUUGAUACUGUCACUCUAAAGGAGCGUGUAAAAAUGCUGUUUUCUCAUAUUUUACAUUCCCGUUUUAUGUUGGCCCACCACUUCCCCCAAAGGUUCUGUUCACUUGUAAUAUUUCUCAAAAGCAGUGCCAUUUAUUUUGAGCUCAUGUUUUGAUUGAGGCCUUGUAUGUGUGUCGGUGUCUCUGUAGGCGUGAUUGUGCAGUGUUGCUUCUUCUGUGUCCGGGUGUCAUUCAGGAGCACCUGCCGUUUACUUUUCAUAAAGGACAAAAGCACAUGACCCUGGAUGGCUGCUUCAAGAAGGCCAUAAAUGCUUUAUUGGAGGGAAGCUACACGAGGGAGCUGUGGUUCCACUUACGCGUGUCUCUAGUCAGUACAUUGAUAAAGAAAAAGGCAUUCAUUAACUAUUAUUUUAAAGCUCAUAUCAAUUUGGAAGAAUGCUCAGUGCUGUUAAUAAAAUUGGAAGCAGGAGACACUUUUUGAUUCUUGUCUUGAUUUACUCAAUAGUUUUCUUCAUUCAAGGCUUUGUUUCAUUUUAGUCUUUGAUGUGGACAAAAAUUAUUGGAACACAUUAAUUCCAUCGGUCUGUCUUCCUAAGUGUUUGCUUUCAGGGUCAAUGGUGAGUUGGAGUCUAUCCCACUUGACGAGUUACACCAUGGAUUGUUUGCCAGCCUACCACAGGUCGUAUAGACAACAUUUCAAUAUCCAAAUAGCGUGUUUCGUAUUCUGUUAUUUUGUUUUUGUCCUGGCAGAUGUUGAAGAAAAAAAUAAUCACUUCGAGCUUUAUAACAACAUGGUUCCACUGUGGGUUUAUUUAUUUAAAACAGGGAUCCACAAACUACGGCCUGCCCCCACAUUUGGUCCGGCCCCCUGAACAAAUGGUGUUAUUUAUUUCCUGGCUUUUUUUUCUGUCAAGAACCCAGAGAGGGUUAUUUGGUUGUUAUCUAUUUAAUUAAGUGUUAUUAUUUAUUUUAUAUUGUAUUAUUAUUUUUAUUUUAUUUACUUUUGUUCUGUGAAGAAUCGAAACAGGUUAUUUGAUUGUGGCUUUCUGAAAAACAAUACAUUUUUACAUUUAGGCAGUCCUGCAACAGUCACACCUUUUCUGUUACAAACUGACCCCGGCCCCUCAUCAGAGAAGGGGAAAAUUAUGUGGCCCUCACAAAAAAAAUGUUUGGGGACCCCUGAUUUAAAAAAAAAAAAAAAACAUUCACGUAGAAGUUUACCAAAAGGACAAAGCCACAGACCUACAGCUACAAACUAACAAGUAAAUGCAUUUAUUGUGAUAAAAUUGAACGAUAUGUUUUGUCACACUGAAUUGCAGUACUACUUUUUUGCCACUCUUACUGCCUGCCCUAUCCUGGCUUGUCUUACAAUAAAGAAAUCAAAAGUGUACUCACCCCUGUUCAACUAAUGUAUUAAAAAAUACAUAUUGGACCUCAAAGUGAGAUUGUAGUCCAGUUAUACACUGAUGCAAGUCUAUGACGAAUGAAAACCAAAAAUUGUUUAAUUAUUACUAUCAUUUCUAAUACAUUUGUUUUCAAAAACUUCUAUUCAUUCGUACAAUUUACAAAUCAGAAUAAUAGUGGGACAAAUUCAUGAUUGAUCUUGGUCUGAAUAUUGUUAUUAUGGGGGAAAACAUGGAAUUUGAACAUGUAUGUAGACUAUAUCCACUGUAAUUUCUGCUCACUGAAUAAAAAUUGUGUUAUUGGUGCUUUGGUAUAUUCACAUAAUAUGACUAAUUAACAACAAUGAACACUCCCAAGUUCUUAAUUUAUUCAGUAUGGUUCUUUUUCUUUAAUUAAAAAAAUGUUUUUGAAAGGCAUCACGUAACAAUUUGUUUUCUUGGAUUCAAUGGGUAAAAGUAAUCAACUAAUUAAAAAACCGCAAAUGGUGACAGAAGUUCACAAAAUAGCUUGACUCGAUCAACAGGGCAGCACAAGUAUUAGUAGGACAAAGUGGUAUCAUGAUUUAAAUCACAGGACAUCUAUGAUGACUUAAAAUACCACAAGGCAUGAAUCAUUUUUCAAACAUUAAAUCAUACCAGUGAUGUGAUAUUUUAACAAAUGCAAUAAUUCCACUCCUUCAACACAUAUAUUUGACAAAUAUAAUUGAGCCCUUUGUCUUUAUACAUGUAGAUCAGGGGUAUCAAAGUCAUUUUGGUUCGCGAGCUACAUUCAAGCAAAUCAUAUCUCAUGUGGGCUGGCCCAGUUUAUUUUUCACCUAGUAAAUUAAUUCACUGGCUGCCAUUGACACCGCUAGACAUCCAAUCCACUUUGACUAGGAAGCGGCGAACCAUCAGUGGCACUGAAAGAUGGGCAUUGAAAGCUAGUUCUCCUAGUUUAAGCCAACUGGAUGUCUAGCGUUUUCAGUGUAAGCCAAACAGUUAAUUUUGUGUCACUUCCUUGAAAAAUUUAGGGUGCUUAUGGGUGACUUCCUGUACAUUUUGGAACAUUUCCUGUUGGUCUUAGGGCAUUUCCGGGCUCCUGCUUGUUUAUUUGCAUUGCAUGUUAAUUUUCAGGUUACUUCAUAGGUCACUUGCUGUUUGUUUCGAGACAUUUUUGGGUCACUUCUUUGUUUAUUCAUUGGUUGCUAUUGGCGGCGCUAGACAUCAAUUCCGAUUUAACAGUGAAGGGGCAAAUGAACGAAUGUAACUGCAUACACAAAAGUGAGCCGAGUGCAGUGGUGCACAAACCCUGAUGUUAAAAUGAAAGCAUGUUAUUCUGUAUAUCCAGUAAGAAUAAGCUACAACGUUCAUUAAGGCAGAACAACCUCACAGACCAAAUUGGUCCCCCUGGUGGGCUACUUCUGGCCAGCGGGCCGCAUGUUUGACACCUCUGAGCUGCUCUUAGAAGUUGAGCAACUCCAGUUGAAAACUGGCGUAAAAACAAUCUCAGGACUAACUCCUGGAUGAUUUUUUUUUUCAAUAGUCAAUCCAGAAAAUGCACUCAAAUGCCCAUCCCAUGUCAAUUUAAGCAGUGGUGCUUUCUGGCAUGUGUUUCAUGUGCAGGCACCACUGAACACAAGGCUCCAUUUGUGGCUAAUUCUACAUAAAUAUUCACUCAACACAUGAAUACAAAUUUUCAACACAAGCCCCGCUGUCCCUCAAAAAUAGGACGAGUUAAUGCAGUCACCGUCACGUCACAAAAAAAAUUCACAUUACAGAAACGCAAGCUAACUGCAUAAAGACCACAAAGAAAUCAGUGCACUGAACAGAAAACAUCUACACGCUUCAUAUUUUAACCCAAGUGAUUUUGCACGUGCUGUAUACUAUUCAAAGCUUUGGAUGUAAUCUCUUUGGCGUAAUAGUUUACUAUUUGUAAAGCUUGAAAACACACAUGCAUUGGUUAAACUGCGAAGGAACGGGAACUGACUAAAGAUGUGAAAUCAAUAAUUUAUAAUAGUUUUGCAAAAAUAUAUCCUUUACAGUUAAUGAGUGAAGGUGCUAGCGUUAGCGACAGAGAAGUGGGGUAGGAAGAUUGUUUCUAGCAAAUUAAUCACAAUUUGAUUUAAGCAAAAAUACAUUUGAAAUAUCUCUAAGGAAAAUCGUGACAUAUACACAAAGAUUUUCAGUGUACGGACUUUUGCUGAACGGCUGUCUCUGCUCCUCGUAAAUCAAGUGUCAGUACACUUUAAAUAAGGAAAUAUAUAUACACGCAUUACGUACUGUAGUAUGUACACUGGAGAAAGAGCUUGUUCAAGUGGCUCCAUAGUGAUUGUUCGGGGAGAUACAAAAAUAGUCCCUGCGAUAUACAAAAUGGACAGCCUCAGUCAAACAUUGUUGGCCUCCAACAUAGACGUGCAGGGAUGUAAUCAAGCACAGUGUGAUCAAUUUGGGGUCUUGGACAGCUUUUGAUUGAUAGGAAAAGAGGCUGUGGGGGAGCUCGGAGUGUUGUUGGGUCACAGCAGUGGCUUCCUCCUCAUCAUUGUUUACUACACAGGACAAACACACAAAGAAAGUGUAAAAAAAUACGUGGACACUGAACACGGGAUGUUUCUGGUGUGGUCACACAUUAUCUACCUGGCUGCUAUACGGCAGUUUCUCGCCGUUCACCCCGAGGAGAACGGCAUCCUCAGUGUUGUCGCUCUUCAUUUCCACCACAAUGUUGUCUUUGCUGGAUUUCUCUUUGGUGCUAAAAGACACAAAUAUGUGUCUUAAAUAAGGGCUAUGUGAUAUUUUUCUACAUUUGAUCUAUAGUGCAGAAUAGAAUAAGGAUACAAAAAAUAACAAC
Messenger RNA from Corythoichthys intestinalis (scribbled pipefish), 10379 nucleotides. It is a transcript of the gene cbl, whose product is annotated as Cbl proto-oncogene, E3 ubiquitin protein ligase. Gene Ontology annotation, molecular function: receptor tyrosine kinase binding; calcium ion binding; phosphotyrosine residue binding. The record is from RefSeq and is a predicted model, not a curated record. The transcript is spliced from 16 exons. Bases 975 to 3803 code for a protein of 942 amino acids. NCBI's taxonomy places the organism in Eukaryota, Metazoa, Chordata, Actinopteri, Syngnathiformes, Syngnathidae. Gene Ontology annotation, biological process: negative regulation of epidermal growth factor-activated receptor activity; cell surface receptor signaling pathway. Gene Ontology annotation, cellular component: plasma membrane; membrane raft.